Molecule: messenger RNA, 1525 nt
Organism: Durusdinium trenchii
Lineage: Eukaryota; Dinophyceae; Suessiales; Symbiodiniaceae
Source: the annotation of a GenBank genome assembly
CUGGAACUUACAGUUCAGCACUCUGGCUGUAUGGAGCCAUGAAGAUUCUGGUGAAGCCAAUUAGAGGCUUGAUACAUGAAGGAGCUGGUGGUGUGGCUUGCAUUAUUCCAGAGGCCAAACCACUUUGGUUGGUCGGCCGUGCCACCGAUGAGGAGCUCUUUAUUUGGAGCGCCUGGGAGAUCUUGGGGACCGACCUGGCUUCCUUCCAGCGCGUUUCAGCCCUGCUGCCCUGUGGCCUGGCAGUGCUGGGGAUCUUCUACCCCCAUGGAGCUGUCACGCAGCUCCACAGUAGGCUGCCUGCUUUGCGGUUGAGUGCGAGCGAGGAGGACGGGGUACUGCACGGUCAAGUGGCUGGCACUGAAGUCAGAGAUUGGAAGGUUGCGCAGCCCUCUGAUCUCUUAAUCCGCGCGUCUCUUGAAGUGUCCCUGCCACCAACAGAAGCUGUCAGCACGCUGAAGUCGAUGAUUCGCGAUGCAAGGCAGCUACACUUCCGCUUUCCUGGCUCUACGCUGUUGCCCACUCUUUCAGAUCUGAGAAGCCUUGCAGUGGGCCCGACAGUCUCGGUUGUACCCAAUGGAAAGGAAGUGGUGGUGGAAGUGUUUUCAGAAGAUUUUGGGGCUUCUGGCUGCUCCAACUUCCUGGAUUUCACUUCAUCAGUGCCUUUGACUCAGCGCAUGGAUUUUGCGGCUUAUGUUCCGCAGAAUGCGCCAGUGGCGAAAAUGGCCGAGGAAUUGGUGGAAGCUGCUGUCCAACAACUCAAUAUUCUUCUGGCAGCUCAAGACUCACUGGGUGACGAUAGAAAUCUUAGCGUCCGCUGCUUUUUGCCAGAGCUUCUGGGUCAUGCAGUGUGCUUGAGGGGAACCGAGGAUCGCAGUGUUCGACAAGAGCUGCACAGACUACUCAGACUUCCAGAGGAGCCACUACUAGUCCCAGAUGCUGCCCUUGCGCUGCCUGGUCAGGACAACUUUGAUGACAAUGGCUGGGGCUGUGCUUACCGAUCAUUGCAGACAUGUGUAAGUUGGUACCGCAUGCAGCACUACAGCACAGAAGGUGUCCCCAGCAUACCGGAGAUACAACGCUUGCUGAAGUGCAUCGAUGAGGCCCACAAAGAUUUGGAGAUAGGGAGCAAGAAGUGGAUUGGCACGGUGGAGGGCAUGUACUUGUUGCAGGAAUAUUUGAAGGUGGAUUGCAAACUGAUGUACUGCCAAGACUGUGCAGACAUGGCGAGCCAAGCCCCACAGAUGCUUCAGCACUUGGAGACUGAGGGUACGCCUAUCAUGAUGGGUGCAGGAAUGUAUGCAUAUACCCUGGUUGGCUUGUGCUUUGAUUCUGCCUCCGGUGAUGUGGCUUACUUGAUCGUGGAUCCCCAUUACACUGGCAAGGAUGACCUGAAGCCGAUCCUUUCCAAGGGCUGGGUUGGUUGGAAGAAUCUAGAGUUCUUUGAGAAGAGCACCGAUGGGAGCUUCAUUAACUGUUGCUUGCCUUUGGUACCAAGAGGCUCCGAGCAGGUGUGACCACAUGCGAG